This is a messenger RNA of Brassica napus (rape), 4750 nucleotides long. RefSeq names its product putative F-box protein At4g38870. Gene Ontology annotation, molecular function: protein binding. The record is from RefSeq and is a predicted model, not a curated record. NCBI's taxonomy places the organism in Eukaryota, Viridiplantae, Streptophyta, Magnoliopsida, Brassicales, Brassicaceae. The coding region runs from base 403 to 1575 and encodes 390 amino acids. The transcript has a single exon.
AUUUUCUUUAUUUAUUUUAAUUAUUGUUUCAUCUUUGAAUAUUGUUUACAAUAAACAGACAAUUUGGAUCUCUUAAAAAUAAACUGUCAAAAUUUAUCUAGAAAAGAAUAUGGUAUGAAAAACAUGGCAAUAUAUUAGUAUUUAGCUAUUUACCAAUUUUUUUUAGUGUAUAUUAUAAAGUUUUGAUAACUCUUGCCAUUUCAGUCCUGUGGUGGGCCCCUGGCCCUCACCACCAUUAAGCUUAAGAGACAAGGAAGCACGUUUAACAGGUUCUAAUACUUUAGAGUUUUGACCUAAUAAUAUUUUGUGCGUUGGAUUGAGAAGGAAGCAAAACGAAAAGGCUGCUGCUGCUUAGGAGAGAUCGUGUGAUACAGAUAGUCAUCGUUGUCGUCUCUCUCGACCAUGGAAAUAUCGAGGAAGAAGCUUACAAACGGAAGCGUAAACUCAUACUCCCUUUCUCUUGAUCUCAGGAUAGAGAUAUUCAAACGGUUGCCACUGAAAUCCCUAAUCAGAUCACUAUGUGUAGCUAAGCAAUGGGCUUCCAUCAUCCGCGGUCGAUCUUUCAUGAAACUAUUCCUGAAUGAGUCCUUGACUAGACCAAAAAGUGUUGUCUUCGUGUUCAGAAAAAGAUAUGAUGGUUUAUCUUACUCAGAAGUUAGCCUAAAAAUUGCACAUGAACUAGUACCAUCUUCUUCCGAUGCUGCUUCUUCUUUAGCCACUUACCAUGUGACUGUCCACACCCUACAGCGCACGAAAAUAUCUCCUUCAGUCCACGGGUUGAUUUGCUAUGGACCACCUUCUGAACUCAUCGUCUAUAACCCUUGCACUAGACGAUCCGCUACAUUGCCCAAGGUUAAUGCAGGGAGGAGGGCCAUAAACCACUACUUAGGCUAUGAUCCCAUCAACAACGAUUAUAAAGUGUUGUGCAUCAUCAGAGGUAUGCCUCAGCUGAGUAACAGACGCGGUUUAGCUGAGGAGAUACUUGUUUUGACACUGGGAUCAUCAACUCAUCAGGAUUCAUGGAAGAUGAUGAAUAUUCAAGACAAUAUCAUUCCUCAUCACUCUCCUCUAAGUGAGGAACUGUGCAUCAAUGGUGUUUUCUAUUAUCGAGCUUUUACUGGCAUAAAACUAAAUGCUUCUGCGAUCAUGAGUUUUGAUGUUAGGUCUGAAAAGCUUGCUCUUAUCAAAGGACCUUGCACCUUUCCCACUUUCUCGAAGUUGACAAGGUACGAGGAAAAGCUAGCUGUCAUCUUCUAUAAAAAGAAAAUCAGUGGUAUUAUUGCCUUGUGGAGUCUACAAGAUCCUUCUAAGGAGGAAUGGUCCAAGAAGACAUUUGUUUUGCCUGCCGCUGUAACAGCCAAACAUUUUCAUAGGUUUCAAACCACUGCCACUGACACGGGCGAGAUUAUUGAUACACCAAUCCACGAGCAUGCAUCACAAACUAGCUUUGUCUUUUUUGAUCUCAAGAAUGAUAGUGUGAGAAAUUUUAAUAUCGAAGGAAUCACAGACGAGUAUAUGUUUUGUCAAUCGGACUUUGUUUCCGCUGGUCAGGUUGAGAAUCUCAUGUUUCUAUAAGAGUUGAAGGAGAAGAUUAUUGCUCAUUCUUCCAGUUCCUCUCCACACGGUCUUUUGUUAUUCUGUUAGUUUCUCUAUCCGAGAAGGUUGUUUGUUCAUCAAUCACUGUUUAAGUUUUAUAUUUGCUUUUCAGUUCCUUGUAGUUUACCAAAUUUCCAUAUAUUAAUUGUGCUCCACUGCCGGUCAUCCUAACUUGCAGGCUACAACUGGUAAUGAAUGGCUCAACAUCCUUUUAUAGCAGAGGAAAAUGUAGUUUUAAGAACAGUUCCAUGCCUGAGAAAUCGAAAACCAAUCGUCAACAAAAGAUAGUAUUAUUAUAUAGUUUAGUUAUAGUGUUUUGAUCCCUUUGUCAUGAAGUUUUCAAAAGUUCUUGAAUAAGUAGCAAUUCUCAUUCUCUUAUUUUCUUCACUAUUUUAAUGUUUAGAUUUCCUUUGAUUUAUGCCUAUUUCUAAAAUAAAAACUUCUGAGUACAAAGUGUCAACUUUAAAGUAUUCGUAAGUUACCUCUUUCACUUUUGAAGGGAAUUAAUAAAUGAUUACCUUUGAUGGUAAACAGCAACACCUUAGUCGUUUUUCUUCACACCAACUUCAAUGUAACAAAAAGAAAACAUGUUUACCUUUAAAACAUAUAUCAUGUAAACAUAAAAUCAGUGCUUUUAAAACCGAACCGAUCCGAUGGUUGAACUGGAUUCGACCAUGAACGGUGACAUAACCAAAUUAGGAUCUAAUAAUUGGUUCAACUAUGAACUGUUCACGUAGUCGGAUUGGAUCUCAUAGUUAUUAAAUUGAUAAAAAUCAUUAAAACUAUAAAAAAAUCAAUAAACCAUUUAUAUAAAGAUAAAACCAUUCAGUUGGAAGAUAUCAUUAUAAACAUAAAUAAAGAUCCAUGUUGAUACUAAUAAACCAAAUAGAAACAUUAAACAAAAUAACUUAUCUACUAAAGAAACUAAAUUUAGAAGACACUCAACUGUCAUAAUCACAAGUGCUACUGCUAACAACUUUAUGAAAAAGUUUUCGAAGUCUUCAAAAGCCAACACAUCAUCCCCCUAGGAUGGUUGUGGAUAUUCAUGUCCUCGACAUAGAUACUCAUGAAUGAAGAUGCAUUUUAACGUGGUUAAUCUCUUUUGAAAACACUUGUACACCUUUAGCUCCACUAUGGAUUUGAUAAGACACUUAUGUUGCUCCAUCAUGAUAAACCCAUUAGUUCCCCAUUCUACACCUUGGGGGUCUUGGACCUGGCAACAUUCAAUCUCAUCAAUCAUAUCAUAGCCUCUCAACAAGAGACGGUGAAUGGAGAACUUCUCAAAGGUAAUCAAGUGGCAAUCCAUGUCCGUUGGACGAAAAAUCUCUAAAAAUAAAAACAUUUUUAUUUUAAUAUUUAUAUAAAUAAUUUAUAAACCAAAUAGAAAAGACUAAACAUAUCGACUUACUUUUCCAUAUGUUAUAUUGAAAGACUUAAAACCUGAAAGAUAUUCCGUUGUUAUUGUGAUGGGUGAUACUGAUAACAACUUUUAAUGAAGCUCUCAAAAUCUUCAUGAUUUGAAGCAUCAUCACCCCUAGGAAGGCGGUGGACUUUCAUUUCCUUUGCAUAGUUUUUCAUGAAAGCUCUCAAAAUCUUCAUGAUUUGAAUCAUCAUCACCCCUAGGAAGGCGGUGGACUUUCAUUUCCUUUGCAUAGUUUUUCAUGAAAGCUCUCAAAAUCUUCAUGAUUUGAAGCAUCAUCACUCCUAGGAAAGCGGUGGACUUUCAUUUCCUUUGCAUAGUUUUUCAUGAAAGUAGAUGCAUUCCUAAUCCGGUUGAUCCCUUUUCCAGAUGCUUGAUAUGCAGCCUCAACACCAUUAAGAAGAUCAUCAACUGUUAUCCACAGACUUGCCAAAUAGGUUUCUCUUUGUUGCAUACCCUCUCUGAAGGGGAAUAGCCCAACAAUCGUCUACUAAAAGAUUAAAAAAUGUUAUGUCACUUCAAAUAUAAACUAUUCUCACACAUAUAUUUUUUAACUUACAUAUUUUUUGUUCAUAAGAUUUAACAGUUAUCUCUGGUGUCUUCUUGGUCCAAGAGAAUGGCGUUUGGCGAGAGGUCUGAAGAUUUGUAUCUAACGGCAACAACAUCUGAAAGUGAGGAAAUGAAAUAAACAAAAACAAAUCAUACACAUUAUUAUUAUAGCAAUAUCAUUAGAUGACUUACCAUAGAGAUUUAAUGGUGUUUUAAGAGGAAUGUCCAAGAUCUAUUGCAAUCUGCAGCAAACAACACAACUUUAGAGCUGAUUUUGUGCAUUUUGUUUUUCUUUGGAAUUAGUUUUUCAACUCAAAUCUAAUCGUUCAUCAAUUAGUCUUCUUCUUGAGAAUGAAAAUUUCAGUUAUAGACAUAUUCAUCCAGGAUACAACUCAGUGUUGGACUUAUACUUUGAAUUUUGAGCAUUAUGUCUAAAUUAAAGAAGAAGAAUUAUAACCAAACCCAUUUAUAAAUGGAUUGAUUUUUAGGAUUACACUAUUUUCAUCCAUUUGUUUAUAAACCCACUGAGAAUAUGGCUUCCAUAUACAUACAUAAUGCAUCUAAACCAACCAACAAUUAGAUUAUGUUUGUCUAAGUUCGUGUUUGAUGUUAUAUGUUGCUUUAUAGAGACUAUUGUGACCUUGUCUUAAAAACCAAGUUCUUGUUUCGGGAAAGGAGCAACAUUGUGGAACCAAAUCGCCGACUCUUCUAUUGAUAAAGAGGAUAAAAACAGGAUAAAUUCUUGAAAAAAUUCAGAAAAUAUGUGGAGAGAAUGGCUCAGUGAACAGCCCGUAACAAGAAUAAAAAAACAUGAAAUGAUGACAAACGAGUGGCAAAGUAAUAAGACGGAAUGAUUUUGGUCAGAGCCGGUCCUAGGAUGUAUAAGACUAGAAGCAAAAUAAAAAAAAGUGACCACUUUUAAAAGGAAAAAAAAUGAUCUAGGUGAGAUUCGAACCCAGGUUAUCCAUACUAAGACUCUUUUUUUGAUGACAUACCACUGGACUAAGACAUAGUUUUAUUUAGAGCAUCUCCAACCUCACUCCAUAUUUUACUCCAAAAUGGAAAAAAUGGAGUGAAAAAUGGAGUGAUGAACAAAAAAUAAAAGCAUUACUCUAUAAAUGGAGUAAUCCUUUUAUUUUUUGUUCAUUACUCCAUUUCUCACUCUAUUUUCUCAAUUUUGGAGUA